AUGUCGAACUGGUUUGGCAACCUCCAGUUGGCGUACAAGUACAUUGUCGUCUUCCUGGCUCUCCUCGUCUUGACGAUCCUUGCUGGAUUCGUCAAGCUGUUCUUCGACCGCAGGAAGUUGCAACAGCACAUCAAGAAGGAUGCAGAGACCGCUGCAGUCAAGGAAGACACCGUAGAGCUCAACCAGCGCGAGAAGGACGAGGGAGAUCUGUUCGGUAUCCGCGCUAUUGAGGCCGGUUUCUACGCUGGUGUCGCACAGUCGCGCCCAACUUCAAGAGCAGGAUCGAUCGUCGGACACCCCAACAUGAGCUCGUCUACUCUCGUCGCCAAUCCUAACUCGCCUCUGCUGAAGCCGCACUCGAAUGGAGGUAGCAUGGUUAGCUUGCCAUUGGCUGGCAAGAACAGCAACCGCGACUCUGAAACUCUCCCAGACCGUAGGCCAUCCCCUCCUUCUAUGAAACUGCGACCGUCCGAGGCUGAACUGAACGGAAGGCAUAACCCUUACGACACCGCAGUAGACAUGUCCCUGAAUGUCCCUCCAUCUCCCGGUUUCCGUGCGCAGCCAACAACCUUCGGCGGGUCCGAUAGCGACAGCAACGGCGUUGUCUCUCCUCAAUCCAUGUCGCCCCGAUCAGCUGACUUCAACCUGCAAUCGUACAAGCCAGCGCCAUCAGUUCCUAUGCCCGACGCUCUUCGUGUCUCGUACCACUCUGGCGAAGAGACUUCGAAGUCGCAAGCAGCAUCCUUUAAUGACCCGUCUCCUCGCCCAUCUCCCGGCCCGUCACCUACACCGCCAUCUCCUGGCCACGCACCCACAACUCGUCUUCCUACACUGCCAUCAUCGGCCAUGAGGAAUACGCCGUCACCACCCGCCAUUCGCGUGGAAGAGCCGGGUAGGUAG
Macroventuria anomochaeta is the source of this 900-nucleotide messenger RNA. RefSeq lists its product as uncharacterized. NCBI's taxonomy places the organism in Eukaryota, Fungi, Ascomycota, Dothideomycetes, Pleosporales, Didymellaceae. Bases 1 to 900 code for a protein of 299 amino acids. The record is from RefSeq and is a predicted model, not a curated record. The transcript is spliced from 3 exons.